AAUUCAUACUUUUACUGUAUUAAUAAGAACACUACCUAAAGCGAAUUUGGGGGAAAUUUGAUGGAUUUUCUGUGGUUGUGAGGCAUCUGUUAUAGUUCCAUUUCUGAGGAAUAAAUAACCAACAUUCUGCAUCGUAUAAUGUAAUACUUAAGUGAUCUGGCCCUGUAAUUACCCCACAGUAUAAUUUACUUAAGCCAAAAUAAUCUAAACAGUUGGGUGGUCUACUGGAAUGAGAAAAACUGAGGCAUAGAAACUUUUUACAUGACUGAACUAUGAUGAAAUAUAAUUUCUGAUUAAAUUUGGGGUUCUCACGGUGGUGAAGAAGGCAUUAUUGAUCUUUUGGGUAGUAACUCCAUGUGGGUUUUCAGAAGUUCACAUGGUGUUAACUACCUAGAAGAUAACAUUGACAUGAAUCCUGAUAAUUCUUUAUUCUGAUCAACAUCUACAGGCCAUUUUCAUUCUGUGUAUCAUUUGGUAAGCUAGGUACAGGAGUCUAAGUCCAUGGGGAAGAACCCCUGAAAUUGCAUGUACAAGGUGCUGGGCCCCAGGGAGCAAUGAGCCAAAGGCCUGGAGCACUGGAGCAAAACCCCACAGUUCAUUUUCUCCUUUGGGGAGUCCCUGAUGUUUGCCUAGUUGCUAGGCUGACAAACAGAUAUGGUCAGGCCCAUAAAGUGUUCUUUGCCUACACUAGAAUGUGAAGAACAUCUAAAAGAAAGUAAACAUUGCCUGGAAACUCAACCGUCAUGCCACCUGGGGUGGGUUUCAGGAAAUCUUUCACCAUGCUGCCAAUCACACAAGCCCUUAUAUGAAAUUGACCACAGGCAGGUGAUGGCAUUGGGGCUGACUGUGAUCUGUACCUGCCUUGUGCUCACUGUAACAAUUGUCAUUUGCUGCUUCUGGAGCCGGUGCCCUCUGUACAACACUUGUCGUGUGAACUACACGCAGGGUCACAUCAUUGCAUACUCCAAAGAAGAUGACCCUUUCAACUCCAUCAUGCAACCAAAUCCUGUGAAGAUCAAACCAGUGGAGGAUGUGUGACUCUUCUGUGUUUCAGAAAUGCUUUUCAGCUAGGAACAAAGACUAAUUACGUUUACGAGAUGGCAUAACCGUAUAAGCCGCCAAGAGCCCUUAUUUUAACUUUUAUUUUAAUUCUAGAAUAAUCUUAUUUGUGGCAUUCUAAGAAUCAAAUGAAGGUUGCCAACGCUGCCACAUCUAAUGUGUUCACUGUGAUGUUUAUAUUUCAUAUCAAUGUUUGGCAACGUAACGUUUUUAAACAAUCAUAUAUCCGUAGCAAUAUUUUUAGUGUUCUGUUCUCUACUCUUGAAUCUCAAAGCAUUCCUCAUUGGUCUGCGCUCUCAAUAGAGUAAAGUUGUAAGAUCUGCGAAUGAACACCAAAAAUGAUCUAGUUUUUAAUGUUGACACUUAUCCAAGCCGAGCUUUUGAAGUAUUUGCUGUAUGGAACAGAAGGAGCAAUUGUUACUUUGUGUAUGCAGAAAUGUAGGUUAUUUAUUAAGAUUGCUUAGCUUCAUAGUUCCUGAUCCUCCCCUCGCUUUGAACCACACACAAAUUUUUGGUUAUGAAGUCUCAGGUGUAUGUAAUACAGUAUUUAUUAUAUUGUUAUAAUUCACUUUACAUGACUGGGAAGUUGGAUGAAUGUAACAUCGAGUUUUACUGUCUGUGCUCAUAGCAUUUAUUGGAUAUAUUUUUCAGUAUUGAUACUUGGUAAUUUGCUCUCAAUUUGUUAGCCUUAAGGUACAAUUUGGCUACACGCAACAAAGACAAGCGACCGAGGCAGGCGACAGAGUUACGAGGCUGAGACUGGU
This is a messenger RNA of Zootermopsis nevadensis, 1823 nucleotides long. Lineage: Eukaryota; Metazoa; Arthropoda; Insecta; Blattodea; Termopsidae. The record is from RefSeq and is a predicted model, not a curated record.